UAGUCGCAACUCACAAACAAACUCAGAGAUUUGAGUACUGCAGAGAGAAACCUAGAGAGAGAGAGAGAGAGAAAUGGAGAAAUCAGUGAACCCAGAUGCGAUAGCAACAAUACUGGCAAACCCAUCUCCAGAUUCGUCCACUGAUAUUGUUGUGCAAGUGGUGGAUCUCAAGCUCGCUGGUAGUCGAUACAUGUUUAAUGCCAAUGAUGGGAAGAUGAAACUCAAAGCGAUUUUCCAAUCAAGCAUGUCCACCGAGGUCAUCUCUGGAAAAAUCCAAAAUCUUGGUCUCAUCAGGAUUCUUGACUAUGCUCUCAAUGAUAUUGCUAGUAAAGGAGAGAAAUAUCUGAUUGUAACAAAAUGUGAGGUGGUUUCUCCUGCACUUGAUUUGGAAAUCAAGACUCAGGUGAAAAGUGAGGAAUCUGGCUUACUGUUGAAGCCAAAGGCCGAGGAUGAAAUCAAGAGUGAGGUAAACAAUGAAGGAACAUCCAUUCUUCUGAAGCCGAAGAAAGAAAUGGUUACCAAAUCAGCUGCCCAAAUAGUGCAUGAACAGCAUCAAAAUAUGGCACCGGUGGCUCGAAUGGCCAUGACACGUAGAGUUCAUCCUCUUAUUUCCUUGAACCCCUAUCAAGGCAUUUGGACCAUAAAAGUUAGGUUAACAAGCAAAGGAACAUUGCGUACAUAUAAGAAUGCAAGAGGGGAGGGAUGUGUCUUCAACGUGGAGUUAACAGAUGAAGAUGGUACACAAAUACAAGCAACAAUGUUUAAUGAGGCCGCUAGGAAGUUCUUUGACAAGUUCCAAUUGGGAAAGGUUUAUUACAUAUCAAAGGGAACUCUAAAACUUGCCAACAAGCAAUUUAGUUCGGUGAAAAAUGAUUACGAGAUGACCUUAAACGAGAAUUCUGAGAUGGAGGAAGCUAGUGAUGAAGCAACUUUCAUUCCUGAAACAAAAUUCGAUUUUGUCCAGAUUGAUCAGCUGGGUCCCUAUGUUAAUGCAAAGGAGCUUGUUGAUGUUAUUGGAAUUGUCCAAAGUGUCUCUCCUACAAUGAGUAUCCGAAGGAAGAGCAAUAAUGAGAAUGUUCCAAAGCGUGAUAUAGUUAUUGCAGAUGAUACGAAAAAGACUGUUGUGGUUUCUUUGUGGAAUGAGCUUGCCACUGACGUGGGACAGGAAUUGCUUGAUAAUGUCGAUAAAUCUCCCAUAAUUGCAAUUAAGUCUCUUAAAGUUGGAGAUUUUCAAGGUGUGAAUCUAUCAACACUGCCCAGAAGCAUCAUGCAGGUCAAUCCGGACACUCCUGAAGCAAAGAAACUGCGAUCUUGGUAUGAUUCUGAGGGUAAAGGUGCUUCAUUGGCUUCUGUCGGCUCUGGCAUGAGUCCUUUAAUCAAGAGUGGAUUACGGUCUAUGUACUCUGACCGGGUUUCCCUUGCCAAUAUAUUAAGUAACCCCUCCUUGGGAGAGGACAAGGCUGCAUUUUUCAGUGUUAGAGGAUAUAUAAGCUUCAUCAAACCGGAUCAGGCAAUGUGGUAUCGGGCUUGCAAAACAUGCAACAAGAAAGUGACAGAUGCUCUUGGUUCCGGUUAUUGGUGUGAAGGGUGCCAAAAGAAUGACGAUGAGUGUAGCUUAAGGUACAUUAUGAUGUCAAAAAUCUCGGAUGCAAGUGCUGAGGCCUGGGUUUCUGCAUUCAACGAAGAAGCAGAGAGAAUGAUUGGUUGCUCCGCAGAUGAGCUUGAGAAGCUAAAGUCACAGGAGGGAGAAGAGAAUCCAUACCAACUGAAGUUAAAGGAAGCUACUUGGACUCCACUUCUUUUCAGGGUUAGUGUUGCACAGCAUGAGUACAAUAAUGAGAAGAGGCAGAGGAUAACAAUCAAAUCUGUUGCACCACUUGACUUAGCUGCUGAAUCCAGAUAUUUGCUAGAGGAGAUAUCUAAAAUGAAACUUAGCCAAUAGGAUCAUCUGUUUGUUCUUAGUUAGUGUCUUGGUUAUAUACCUUCAAUUCUCUACAUUAGAAAAUAGCAGUCUUUUGUUUAUGUAUGGAUGGAUGUGAGGUCUCGUAGGAGUUAGGAUAUGACUGGUUUUAUGACAGCAGAUGAUAUAUAUAUGCUUCUUGCACUUGUGUAGUUGGUUUCUUGA
Messenger RNA from Tripterygium wilfordii, 2125 nucleotides. Its product is annotated as replication protein A 70 kDa DNA-binding subunit B. The transcript is spliced from 12 exons. Gene Ontology annotation, biological process: nucleotide-excision repair; telomere maintenance via telomerase; double-strand break repair via homologous recombination. Gene Ontology annotation, molecular function: damaged DNA binding; single-stranded telomeric DNA binding. The record is from RefSeq and is a predicted model, not a curated record. Gene Ontology annotation, cellular component: DNA replication factor A complex; nucleus. NCBI's taxonomy places the organism in Eukaryota, Viridiplantae, Streptophyta, Magnoliopsida, Celastrales, Celastraceae. Bases 74 to 1942 code for a protein of 622 amino acids.